Messenger RNA from Anopheles nili, 1878 nucleotides. Its product is annotated as kelch domain-containing protein 4. The coding region runs from base 69 to 1667 and encodes 532 amino acids. The record is from RefSeq and is a predicted model, not a curated record. Gene Ontology annotation, molecular function: protein binding. NCBI's taxonomy places the organism in Eukaryota, Metazoa, Arthropoda, Insecta, Diptera, Culicidae. The transcript has 3 exons.
CGUUGCCCGGUGUAUUGUGACUGAGCCAACCCAAAAACCCACGUUCGAUUGAUUCCACCCCUCGCACGAUGGGCCGCAAGGAUAAAAACAAAAAGAAAGGCAAAGGUGCCGAAAAGACGUCCAUGAAAACGGACAAAAAGCUGGUGGCCAAGCAGAAGCGGCUGCUCGCCAAGCUGGGUGAGGAGGACAUCGAAAACAUCGUCGCCAAGUACGAAACGAAGGACACCCGAUCGUCGGAUCUGACGGAAAUCGUGUGUCCACCGCCAACGGCCCGGGUAAACGUGGGCAUCUGCGCCCAUCCGGCGGAUCGGGACGAAAUCUUCCUGCACGGGGGCGAGUUCUUUAACGGCCAAUCGACCACCAUCUACGGUGACUUCUACUCGUACAGUCCGGCCAAGAACGAAUGGAAAACACUGAAAUCAUCCAUCUGUCCGGCGCCACGCAGCGGCCAUCAGAUGGUAUCCGUCGCGACGGACGGUGGUCAAAUUUGGCUGUUCGGGGGCGAGUACGCGUCACCCUCACAGCUUCAGUUCUACCACUACCGCGAUCUGUGGGUGUACCGGAUGGCGCAGAAACAGUGGGAGAAGCUGAACGCACCGAACGGACCGAGUGCCCGGAGUGGCCACCGGAUGGUUGCCACGAGGAAAAAGUUGUUCGUGUUCGGUGGGUUUCACGAUAACAACGCUUCGUACCGGUACUUUAACGAUUUGUACGCGUUCUCGCUGGAAAGCUACACCUGGACGAAGGUGGAACCGGCUGGGGUGGCUCCACCGGCUCGCUCCGGAUGCUGUAUGGUAGCGAACGCGGACGGGAAGAUUCUCAUCUGGGGUGGUUAUUCGAAGGCGACCGUCAAGAAGGAAGUCGAUCGUGGGACAACGCACACGGACAUGGUUGCGCUUGUGGCCGAUAAAGCGGAUAGCAAAAGCACCACCGGUCAGCAGACGUACAAGUGGACGAGUGUUAAAGCGAAUGGGAAAAAGCCAGCACCACGAAGCGGAAUGGCUGUCGCGUUGGCUCCGAACGGGAAAGCGUACGCACUUGGUGGUGUAAUGGACACGGAGGAGGACGAAGAGGACGUCCGGGGGUUGUUUAGUAACGAGCUGCACGCGCUCGAUACGGCCAGUUGUUCCUGGCGAAAGCUUGAACUGGCGGCGAAGACUCGCAAGAAUGCCGGAAAGGCCUCGAAUGACGGAGUGAAGAUGCAGGACGAACCGAAAAAUGAUCCUCCCACGGCUGAUGCUAAAGUCGUCUCGGAUGAUGGCGUUUUCACGAUGACAGUGGGAGGAAGUGGAACCGUGAGUGCGAAAGGAGCGACCAAAACCGCUGACUCAGCUGACGGCGAGGUGCUUGACCUUGGUGGUCCUUCGCCGAGGAUGAACGCUGCGACGGUCGUGUGUAAAGGACACCUGUACGUUUACGGAGGUUUGUUCGAGUCCGGCUCAAGACAAUUCACCCUCAGCGACCUGUAUUCUCUCGAUCUACACAAGCUGGACGUUUGGAAGACCCUCAUUGCAAACAGCUUAAACUCCAGCGAAUGGCUCGGCUCGGAUAGCGAAGGUGAUUCAUCAGACGAUGAUGACGAUGACGACGACGACGAUGAUGAGGAAGAUGACGACAGUUCGAAUGAUGAUAGCGAUGAAGAUUCCUCCGAGAUGGACACGGAGUAAAACUCCGGGUAGGGGAGCGGGACAGUCUCUCCGAUAACCACAUAAACCUUAAUGUGAAUAAAUGUUCCGUCUGCUUGCAUUUCACGAAGAGUUUAGUUGAAGAGCAAUAUCUUAGGGGUUUAUUCACUGCGCAACGAGGAAAUUGUGGCGCCUCUUAGGAGCGAAACAUACAUUACUCUGCUACUUUGUCGAGAUUAUCCACCGCCCGCAC